Messenger RNA from Paramisgurnus dabryanus, 4101 nucleotides. It is a transcript of the gene tbl1xr1b, whose product is annotated as TBL1X/Y related 1b. Gene Ontology annotation, cellular component: histone deacetylase complex. Gene Ontology annotation, biological process: regulation of transcription by RNA polymerase II. Gene Ontology annotation, molecular function: protein binding; transcription corepressor activity. Lineage: Eukaryota; Metazoa; Chordata; Actinopteri; Cypriniformes; Cobitidae. The record is from RefSeq and is a predicted model, not a curated record.
GCUAGUCUGGGGCCGUCGGCUUCCUCUGAAGCGCUUGGCUGUCCAUAAGCUGCUAAAUGUUUCUUAUAUUUCUCCAUAUUUUGUGCAGAUAACAGGAAAAUUUACAUUGCUUAAAGAUAGGGGGAUAAUUGUGGAUUGGAAAAACCGAGCAACGCACCUCUGUCGGACUUACAUCGGCGCUGUGGCACAUUUGUUCAGUGCAUUAGCUCCAGAAGCUAGCUGGCUGAUCAGUGGAGGCAGCGGUGCUACGGCGGCCCGAGUAAGACGAGACUCUCAUUCACCCCCCUGCGCAUCCUGUGACACGGCUAUGCUCGAGCUGGCCAUUAUAACAUCCAUGCUGAUUUAACAGUGUUCCACAUGGAUGGCAAGAGUGUGAGCAUCUAGUCAACACUUGAUCUCAUGGCUCCACUCUCGCCCUGACCCCUUGGUUCAACCAGGAUCCAAAAUGAGCAUAAGCAGUGAUGAGGUCAAUUUCCUGGUGUACAGAUACCUGCAGGAGUCGGGAUUUUCCCAUUCAGCAUUCACCUUUGGCAUAGAGAGCCACAUAAGCCAGUCCAACAUCAACGGAGCUCUGGUGCCCCCUGCAGCCCUCAUCUCCAUCAUCCAGAAGGGCCUGCAGUAUGUGGAGGCAGAAGUCAGCAUCAAUGAGGACGGUACCCUGUUUGACGGGCGGCCGAUCGAGUCUCUGUCCUUGAUUGAUGCUGUGAUGCCAGAUGUGGUGCAGACGCGGCAGCAGGUGUAUAAAGAUAAGCUGGCUCAGCAGCAAGCUGCCGCCGCCUCCAGUGCAUCAUUGGCUUCAGCUGCCAAGAACGGAGAGAACACGGCUAAUGGAGAGGAGAACGGCGCACACACGCUGUCCAACCACCAUUCAGACAUGAUGGAGGUGGACAGGGUGGUGGAGAUCCCAGCCAGUAAAGCCAUGGUGCUACGGGGCCAUGAAUCUGAGGUCUUUAUCUGUGCUUGGAACCCUGUCAGUGACCUGCUGGCCUCUGGUUCUGGAGAUUCGACUGCACGGAUCUGGAACUUGAGCGAGAGCAGCGCUGGAGGAUCCACUCAACUGGUUCUGCGUCACUGUAUCAGGGAGGGGGGGCAGGAUGUGCCCAGUAACAAAGAUGUCACCUCACUGGACUGGAAUAGUGAAGGUACACUUCUAGCCACAGGGUCCUAUGAUGGCUUUGCCCGAAUAUGGACUAAAGAUGGUAAUCUUGCCAGUACACUGGGGCAGCACAAGGGUCCUAUAUUUGCUUUAAAGUGGAACAAGAAAGGAAACUUUAUUCUCAGUGCUGGGGUUGAUAAGACCACCAUCAUUUGGGACGCACACACAGGAGAAGCCAAACAGCAAUUUCCAUUCCAUUCAGCACCAGCUUUGGAUGUGGACUGGCAAAGCAACAACACAUUUGCCUCCUGCAGCACAGACAUGUGCAUUCACGUGUGUAAACUGGGCCAAGACCGACCAGUCAAGACAUUCCAGGGCCACACAAAUGAAGUCAAUGCAAUCAAAUGGGAUCCAACGGGAAAUCUUCUAGCGUCUUGCUCUGAUGACAUGACGCUAAAGCUUUGGAGCAUGAAACAGGACACUUGUGUUCAUGACCUCCAAGCCCACAAUAAGGAGAUCUACACCAUUAAAUGGAGCCCUACUGGACCUGGAACCAACAAUCCCAAUGCCAACCUCAUGCUGGCCAGUGCAUCGUUUGAUUCGACGGUGCGUCUGUGGGACGCAGAGCGUGGUGCCUGCAUCCACACGCUAACCAAACACCAGGAGCCCGUCUACAGCGUGGCCUUCAGCCCGGACGGACGUCACCUGGCAAGCGGUUCUUUUGACAAGUGUGUCCAUAUCUGGAACACGCAGAGUGGUGCUUUAGUCAACAGCUACAGAGGGACGGGGGGCAUUUUUGAAGUAUGCUGGAACUCCACCGGGGACAAAGUGGGUGCAAGUGCAUCAGAUGGCUCGGUUUGUGUAUUAGACCUAAGGAAAUGAUGAUGCUGCCGGUUUGGGAAGCCAUGGACCGACUACGAAUGUGUGCAUAGCAAAAUUUACCGACUGUCCCUGGCCCAUCAACCACUGCUGUAGUCCGCGUGCGAGAUCCCAGACCACAGCUUGGACCAACAGUCUCUCAGCCCCACCAUAAACACACAGCCUCUCAAAGUGGACCCAUGACGCUUACAACACACACCAAAUCAGUGUGAUCAAUGGACUGUUAUAUACAGACGCACCUAACACGAAAAAUAAACCGCCUUUGCACACGCACCCCAUACACACACACACACAGCAUCAUUCCAGACCCCGAGGGCUGAGGUCCACGCUACUGCCGUGUGCAUAUUGUACACGUUUAGCGCUCCAUGGAUGGUUUUUAUAUUUCGUUAGGUGUCAUUUGCAUGAGCUAGAGAGAAGAGCUGUUCAAUAUGGCGAGUAAUGAUAUUGACAAUUCAGAGUAUUGGCACUGUAUGUUUGUUUAGUGGCUCUGAGACUUUUGGAAUUGUUCUUUAAAAGAAAAAAGAAAAAAAAAACGCUCAAGGAUUUUGUUUUUUGCCAAAUUUUCAUAGAUAAUUUGAUUAUCUCUUUUUUUUAAAUACAGAGUAAUAACAAAGUACAGAAAGCCUAUUAAAUUACUUAGAUAUAUUUUCUAAAAAAAAAAAAAAAAACGAAUGCCCUGUUAUUUGUACAACCUAUGCAACUUUACGGUAAGACAAAACUGAACUUUCAGUGCAUGAAUGGGUGAAACUCAUUCAUUGGGUAUUUAAGUGUCUACGGGCUCCGUAGGUGAAGCCUGUGCAUUCGAAACGGUGAUAGGCCCACCCUAAAAACGUAACGGCACAUUUACUGUCGCAGUUACAGAACGAUUACUAGUUAUAGUAGGGUUUUUUAAUUCCUUUUAGGUGGGUUAGGGUGGGUAUCCUGCUACCAUCCUCACGCUUGACAUGGAACGUUUUUACUCGGCUCGUUUAAUUUAACAAGGCCUCGUAGAACACGCUACAGCUUUCUACUGGUUUAAUGUUCUUUCUUUAACGCUUCAUCUGUCAUGUUUUGCUUUUCCAUAGAGGUCUGAGCUCUAAAUGAUCAUUAAGUACUGCAGUGAAUUGGUAUAUGUGUGACUGUAACAGCAUUGGUCUUUAUGGCUUCAUGUGAGGUAAGAAACUAAUGCAGCAUAUAAGAGUGACCGAGAAUCGUGGGACCCCGUUCAGUUUUCAUCAUGGCAUGGAAACGGACAACCGGUUUGAUAGUCCAAUGUCAGGUCAUGGUGGUGCUGCUUUUGCUUGUGUAUUUUUUCUCUCUUUUGUGUUACGUUUUGUCUUUUUGAAAAUGAUUGCUCAGUAAAGGUGAAGGUAUGGAUGUACCAAGAGACUGACAUGGAGAAACAUUUGAACUGAUUUGUUUUUAUUUUUAUUUUACAUGCUACUGUUAUAAAAGGAUGGAUUUUAAAGUAAAAUCAGUUAAUGUUUUGGAUUUAUCUCAAGCCUGUUUUUUUAGGGUGUGUUGACACGCUGGUGUUCGGCUUUUACGCGUCUUUAUAAAAUACCAUUAGACGGUCAAAGUAUAUAAAAAUAAAAUUUUACCCAGCACACUCGUGUUACCAUUUAAGACGUAUUUCCAUCGAAUACAAUGAGCACUUAAAACACUUGUAUCUUUUGGACUGAUAAAUCAUUAAAAUAACUUUAAAUGUUCACCAGUUUUCCUGAAAAUCUCUCCCCACGGAUAACCCCUCUCAAAUGUAACUUUUCCUCAAAGUAACAAUAAAGCAGACAGUGAAAUGGUAUUUUAUAACGGGAUGACUUAAAGAUAUACAUUUAGCAGUGUGUGCAAGCAUUUGCAUCUUUUGGUUCAAAUGCCUAGCACAUCCUCCACGACCCUUUUUGUACUUUUUUUUUAACUUUUGAGCUCUAAGCAACAGCACGUACAUGGGCAUAUCAAACCCAUCUGGGACCAUGUAAGUACUCGUUCAGUGAUUGUCUCACUUGGGUAAACUUUAACUUACUCUUGGGUCACUUUUUGUUCUCUUGUUUUUGGUCACUCUCUAGCAGAAAUUACUUAACUGCAAUGUUGAUUUGACUAUUGUGAUUUGAGUCAAAUCGAAGUCCAGAAUAAAAUAUAUUUUGGUAAUA